Rhagoletis zephyria (snowberry fruit fly) is the source of this 1800-nucleotide messenger RNA. NCBI's taxonomy places the organism in Eukaryota, Metazoa, Arthropoda, Insecta, Diptera, Tephritidae. The record is from RefSeq and is a predicted model, not a curated record.
AUGAACACGGCCGAGUUUCGCCACCGCGGCAAGCAGAUGGUGGAGUACAUUGCCGCGUACAUGGAGACGAUUGCGAAGCGUCGCGUGACGCCCAACGUGGAGCCGGGCUACCUGCGCAGCUACCUUCCCGAGUCGGCGCCCCUCAAGGCCGAGUCCUGGGACAGCAUCAUGGAGGACUUUGAGCAGUACAUCAUGCCGGGGGUGACGCACUGGCAGCACCCGCGAUUUCACGCUUACUUCCCCGCGGGAAACAGUUACCCCUCGAUUCUGGCGGACAUGCUCUCCGAUGGCAUCGGCUGUGUGGGCUUCUCUUGGGCGGCCAGUCCAGUGUGCACCGAGCUGGAGAUCAUCAUGCUCGACUGGGUGGGACAGAUGAUCGGCCUGCCGGAGCAGUUUCUCUGCUUUGCCGACCCCAACAGCAAGGGCGGUGGGGUGAUUCAGGGCUCUGCCAGCGACUGUGUGCUGGUCUGUUUGCUGGCCGCCCGCUGUGCCGCGCUGAAGGAGCUGAAGAAGGCGGAACCGGGGGCGGAUGACGCCGCGCUGAUGUCCAAGCUGGUGGGCUACUGCUCCAAAGAGGCCCACUCUUGCGCUGAGAAGGCCGCGAUGAUUGCCCUGGUGAAGCUGCGCAUCCUCGACACUGACGAGAACUUUUCACUGCGCGGUGAGCCGCUGAAGCGAGCGAUGGAGGAGGACAAGGCCAACGGCCUGGUGCCCUUCUUUGUCUCGGCCACGCUGGGCACCACCUCCUGCUGCUCCUUUGAUGCCCUCCACGAGAUUGGCCCCAUCUGUGAGGCUGAAGGGGGAGUUUGGCUGCACGUGGACGCCGCCUACGCCGGCAACGCCUUCAUCUGUCCGGAGUUUCGGUACCUGAUGCGAGGCAUUGAGUACGCCAGCAGCUUCAAUGAGAAUCCCAACAAGUGGGCACUGGUCAACUUUGACUGUUCACUGCUCUGGGUAAAGGACCGCUUCAAGCUGACGCAGGCGCUGGUGGUGGAUCCGCUGUACCUGCAGCACAGCUACUCGGAGCGGGCCAUUGACUAUCGGCACUGGGGUAUUCCGCUGAGUCGCCGCUUUCGCUCACUCAAACUGUGGUUCGUCAUUCGCAACUACGGCAUCGAGGGACUGCAGAAGUACAUUCGGGAGCACGUCCGCCUGGCCAAGCGCUUUGAGAAACUGAUUCGCCAGGACGACCGCUUUGAGGUGAUGAACCAGGUGAAGCUGGGCCUGGUGUGCUUUCGACUCAAGGGCUCUGACGUGAUGAACCAGAAGUUCCUCUCGUCGAUCAACGCCUCCGGGAAGCUGCACAUGGUGCCCGCCUCGCUGGACGGCCACUACGUCAUCCGCUUCUGCGUCUGUGCACAGAACGCCGCCAAUGCGGACAUUGACACCGCCUACCGGGUGAUCGCCCAGUUCGCCACUGACCUCUUUGAGAUUCUCGAGCUGGAGAAGCGGAAGAACGCCGAGCAGAACCGCGAGGAGACGAAGGAGAGCGAGGACAAUGAGGCCGCCGAUGAGGUGUUCAUGCUGGACCGGAAGCGGCAGAUGAGCCUCCGCUACAAGCGCAGCUUCUUCGUCCGCAUGGUCUCCGAUCCGAAGCUGUACAAUCCGAAGAUUGUCAAGGCGCUGAACAGCUCCACCAGCUCGCUCGAUGAUAAGAGUCAGCAGCAGAUGCAACAACAACAACAACAGCAUAAGCAGUCGCAAAGACAUGCCAGUGAAUAUGAGCCGGCACCGACGCCUGCUGCUGCUGCUGCUCCCACCUCUUCAGCUCCACCAGCAACACCUUCGAGGGCCAACUGA